Strigops habroptila (Kakapo) is the source of this 4208-nucleotide messenger RNA. It is a transcript of the gene CSDE1, whose product is annotated as cold shock domain containing E1. The transcript has 20 exons. Gene Ontology annotation, molecular function: nucleic acid binding. Bases 546 to 2936 code for a protein of 796 amino acids. NCBI's taxonomy places the organism in Eukaryota, Metazoa, Chordata, Aves, Psittaciformes, Psittacidae. The record is from RefSeq and is a predicted model, not a curated record.
UGAGGGCGCAGGCGCGGCUCCGCCCCGCCGCUCUCGCGAGAGGCCGGGAUUUAUUGCUACGUGCGGUGCCGUGCUGCUCAUGGCGGCGCUGGAGCGGGGGCGCUGAGCUGUUGGGUAUGAAGUGGAACAGAACAGAAUUUACCACCUGAAACUGCUGCUUCAAGUUCAGAUCAGGAAAAGAAUAUACCACAUUGUAACAACAACUCAAGACCAAAGAAGAGGAAACUUACACUGAAGACACAAGGCUUGAUCUGAAACAAGAAGUUUGUGCCUACUCAACAGCUUCAAAAGAGCACGUCCCAACGCUGCUAGUAGUCUUUGUUUUCUCCAGUGCUGUAUUGAAACUGCCCAGGGCAGCAGCACUUGUAUUCUCUAUUAGCUUGAUAGAUCAAGUUCUCUUGCUACCUUUUUUCUUUCUCUUUCUCUCUUUUUUUUUUUUUCCUUAUUUUUUUAAAUAAUAGCAGUCUUCAUCCUUAGAAACUUGUGCUGAAACAGAAGAAUCGGCUAAUACUACUGAAAGUGCAAUAUUUGAAUAUCACUGCGAGAUGAGCUUUGAUCCAAACCUGCUCCACAACAAUGGACACAACGGGUACCCCAAUGGUACUUCGGCAGCGCUGCGUGAGACUGGGGUUAUAGAGAAACUGCUGACCUCUUAUGGCUUCAUUCAGUGUUCAGAACGGCAAGCUAGACUGUUCUUCCACUGUUCCCAGUAUAAUGGCAACUUACAGGAGCUCAAAGUAGGAGAUGAUGUUGAGUUUGAAGUAUCUUCUGACCGCCGAACUGGAAAACCCAUUGCUAUUAAAUUGGUGAAGAUAAAACCAGAAAUAUUACCUGAAGAACGAAUAAAUGGACAAGUUGUGUGUGCUGUUCCUCACAAUUUAGAGAGUAAAUCUCCAGCUGCCCCGGGUCAGAGUCCAACAGGGAGUGUAUGCUACGAACGUAAUGGGGAAGUAUUUUACCUGACUUACACCCCGGAGGACGUUGAAGGAAAUGUACAGCUGGAAACAGGAGAUAAAAUCAACUUUAUAAUUGACACAAAUAAACAUACUGGUGCUGUAAGUGCUCGUAACAUUAUGCUACUAAAAAAGAAACAAGCCCGCUGUCAAGGAGUAGUCUGUGCCAUGAAAGAAGCCUUUGGAUUUAUUGAGAGGGGUGAUGUCGUGAAGGAGAUAUUCUUUCACUAUAGUGAAUUUAAAGGUGACCUAGAAGCCUUACAGCCUGGUGAUGAUGUGGAGUUUACAAUCAAAGACAGAAAUGGUAAAGAAGUUGCAACAGAUGUUAGACUCCUGCCUCAAGGAACUGUCAUUUUUGAAGAUAUCAGCAUUGAACAUUUUGAAGGAACUGUAACCAAAGUAAUUCCAAAAGUACCCAGCAAAAACCAGAGUGAUCCAUUACCUGGCCGCAUCAAAGUUGACUUUGUGAUUCCUAAAGAACUUCCAUUUGGAGACAAAGAUACAAAAUCCAAGGUGACCUUGCUGGAAAGUGACCACGUUCGAUUCAAUAUUUCAACAGACAGACGUGACAAACUGGAACGAGCCACGAAUAUUGAGGUUCUUCCCAAUACUUUCCAGUUUACUAAUGAAACUAGGGAAAUGGGUGUGAUUGCAGCAAUGAGAGAUGGCUUUGGCUUCAUUAAGUGUGUGGACCGGGAUGCUCGCAUGUUCUUUCACUUCAGUGAAAUUAUGGAUGGGAAUCAACUCCAUAUUUCUGACGAAGUAGAAUUUACUGUCGUUCCUGAUAUGUUGUCUGCCCAAAGAAAUCAUGCUAUAAGGAUUAAGAAGCUUCCAAAGGGCACGGUUUCUUUCCACACCCAAUCAGACCAUCGUUUCGUGGGCACUAUAGACAAAGAAGCCACUCCAGCCAAAGCCACUAGCCCAAAUAAAGGCAAAGAGAAGGAGGCUGAGGAUGGAAUAAUUGUUUAUGAUGACUGUGGAGUAAAACUGACCAUUCCUUACCAGGCCAAGGAUGUGGAAGGAUCUGCUAAUCCCCAGAUAGGAGAUAAGGUUGAGUUCUGUGUGUGUGAAGUGAAGAGAACUGGUCUGCAGACAGCUGUUUCUGUCAGAAUGCUAGGACGCAAUUACAGCUCUAAGAGGCUUUUGGGAUACGUGGCAGCCCUGAAAGAUAACUUUGGAUUUAUUGAAACAGCGAAUCAUGAUAAGGAGAUCUUUUUCCACUACAGUGAAUACUGUGGUGAUAUUGAUAGCCUGGAACUUGGAGACACUGUUGAAUACAGCUUGUCAAAAGGCAAAGGAAACAAAGUUAGUGCAGAAAAGGUGAACAAAACACAUGCAGUGAAUGGUAUCACCGAAGAAGCUGAUCCAACUGUUUACUCUGGUAAAGUAAUUCGUCCUUUGAGGAGUGUAGAUCCCACACAGACUGAAUACCAGGGCAUGAUCGAAGUCAUGGAGGAUGGUGAGAUGAAAGGAGAGGUUUAUCCAUUUGGAAUUGUUGGAAUGGCAAACAAAGGUGACUGUCUGCAAAAGGGAGAGACUGUGAAGUUUCAGCUCUGUGUUCUUGGUCAGAAUGGGCAGACAAUGGCUGUUAACAUCACACCAUUCCGCAGAGCCACAGUGGAAUGUGUGAAAGAUCAGUUUGGUUUCAUUAACUAUGAAGUGGGUGACAGCAAAAAGCUCUUCUUCCAUGUCAAAGAAGUUCAGGAUGGUGUGGAGCUGCAGGCUGGGGACGAAGUGGAGUUCUCUGUAAUCCUGAACCAGCGCACAGGAAAAUGCAGUGCCUGUAACGUGUGGCGUGUCUGUGAAGGCGCGAAGGCUGUCGCUGCUCCACGUCCUGACAGACUCGUUAAUCGUUUAAAGAGCAUUAAUCUGGAUGAUGCCAAUGCUCCUCGGCUCACAGUUCUUCGUCAGCCUCGGGGACCGGAUAACUCAAAGGGAUUUGGUGCAGAGAGAAAGAUCCGCCAAGCUGGUGUUAUAGACUGAUCCCCAAACCCCAUCCCUGAUGUACGGCUGAGUGGUGGGGGCUGGUGAAGGGUACUGAAUAUCUCCCUGUUCAUCCCUUCCUCCAAAUUCUAAGAAGCUAUUACACCGGUUUUAACACCUUCUCAUGUUAUGUUUAAAAUAAAUUUAUGAAACCAUUUUAAAAUUAUGCACAGUUGCAUUCUGGAGAACUUUAAGGUGGCGCCUUUAUAGUAUCACAUUUUAGAAGCUUGUUUUGAAUGGUGCAUUUAAACGCAACUGGUUACUGCAACUCUACAUUGCCUCUGUGAGUAAACAUUAUAGACAGCUCGACUCGGGUAGACCUUAUGGAAUUCUGCACUACAGUUCUCUCUGCUUUAUCAUCUUGGCUGAGGUGUUCCUAUGCCUUAGUGCGCGACUGCGUUGUGUCCGCUUCCGAGUGGAAGCGGGAGGCUCCCUUCAGCUCACUGCUCCCCUCCCGAGGACCAUGUGAGGGCAGAAUCAGUUCAACUUGAUACAAACCUGUCUGAACAUUCAGAUAUCUUACGUUGAUGGCCAAAUGUUCCCAUGUUUUCCUGUUUCAUUUAACUCGAGUCCUUUUGCCAGUGGUGUUUAGAGCCCCAUGAGAGUCUCUUUCGUGGGUUCACUUUCUGUUUGUAGCGUUCUGAACCACGUGCAGUGCAGAAUUUCCUAAGGCUGAGGUGUGCCAUCAGUGUGGUAAUUUAAAUAUAUUUAAAACAAUGCACAAAUCUGCUGCUUCCAACACUGCAGCUUCGACUCCCCCUUUCUUUGAUUUAAACUGAAACAAAGGAAGAAGUUGUGCCUGAAGUGAAUACCUUUUUUUUUUUUUUUUCUCUAUUUUUUCGCAGCCGGCACCAUGUACUGUAACAGAAUAAAUACUCCUUUAGGCUUCCCAUAAUAGCUGUACCGAGCCUUUCAUCGAGGUGGGAUAGUUGAUGUCUGUGUGCUUUAUUUUGGUUCUCCCCCUCCAUUCCCCCCAUUACACUUUAUCAAGCGAGAAACCGGAUUGAUUGGUCUGAGUCUUAUUUACCCAACAGGAUCAGGAGUUCUUGCUCGGGAUCGAGGCGAGUUCCGGGCUUUGGGUUUGGUUUUGUUCAGGUUUUGUUCAUUUUUGGGGUUGUUUUUGUUUUCUCACGUUACCUCUGUUCUCGCUGUAGGGGUUUCUCGGGGAGAUGCGUUAUCUUUGUAAAACAGACGUUGCUUUCUCCAGGUUUUUCUGUUAAUGGCAAAGAAUGGAAAUAGAAUAAAGUUUUACUGAUUUUGAGACAAAACGAA